AGCUGAGAGAUACAGUGGAGUCCCUUCGGGAACGGAGACAAAGCUCCAGUACAAAGUAAAUUGGAUAUUUUGGCUGGAUCGCUGUGGUCCUAGGGGUUUGUUUGGUGUGCCAAGCAUGGACACUACGGAGCACUACCGAGACCAGGGUUGUGAUGGCAUUGAGCUGCUCGACUGGCUGUUUGAUCAAAACGAUGGAAUUCUCCGUCAUGAGGAAACAGGACGGCAUGGCAACCAUCACACCUGGCCAAUCCAGGACCCAAAUAUGCUGCAGCCGGCCGGACAGGCAGACGAUGACUUCCUCAAUGCCCUCCUGACGGGAAGUGAUUCUGUGUCAGGCUCACCUCUCUGGUCCCCUUCUCACAGUGACAGCGGGAUUAGUGAGGACCCUCCAUCAGACCAGAUGGACAGCCCUCAGCGCCCAGAGAGCCCCCCAGGGGACGCUCAGUUUUUCAGUACGGGGCCACAGUCAAAGGCAGCCCUGGAAGCCAACGUCUCAAUUGACCUCAAUGGCUGGGAGCCCACCUUCCCAACGGGCAGGACAAGGAUUACACAAUAUCCCUCAGAUGUACAUAGACCGCAGCUGUCCUCUGGCUUCCCGCUAACUGUCAAGGAUCUGCUACUGUCUGGCACACCGGAACCCCCUCCACACCCAUCCCAACAGUCCAUCCAAGAGUUGAUUCUCAAUGAAGAUGAGAAGAAGCUUUUAGCAAAGGAGGGGGUGAAUCUACCAAGCCAACUACCUCUUACAAAGUACGAAGAGAGGAUUUUGAAGAAAAUACGCCGAAAGAUUCGCAAUAAGCAGUCUGCCCAGGAGAGCAGGAAGAAGAAGAAGGAGUAUAUUGAUGGGCUGGAGAGCAGGAUGGCUGCCUGCAAUGCACACAAUCAGGAGCUGCAGAGGAAAGUGUCCCAGCUGGAGAAAUGCAACAUGUCACUAAUGGAACAGUUGCGCAGGCUGCAGGCUCUUGUCAUGAAUACAUCUAACAAGUCAGCCCAGACAGGGACAUGUGUACUGGUGCUCCUGCUGUCCUUCUCCCUAAUCCUGUUCCCCAGCCUCAAGCCCUUCUCUGACACCAAGGUCAGCCAAGGAGACUUCACUCCAGUCAGAAUCCAGUCACGGUCCCUGCAGAACCUCCAGGCCUCCCGUGUGUUGCAUGUCACUGACCCCCACUUCUCCACUGAGGAUGAAUCUGAGCCUCUGCACCGGCAUUUCCCAGGAGACCUGGAUUUGGAAGAUAUUACCACAUUGAUGGGAAAGCUGGGAGUAAACCAAGACCGGACCAGUUUGGAGCCCAUGUCUCUUAACAACAGUCAGGAAGAGAGGAUGGAUCAUUUUCAUGUGGACCCAAUUACUGGUCACAUAGCUACUUUGACCUUGGAUCCCCACCGAUCUGCCAGGCUCCGACCACAUGCUGAUGACAUGUAAAAGGAAUGAAUAAAUUAUCGCUGCAAGAAUUCCCCAAACCGCCCUCCUCCCAAUGAUAGAACAAGGCAUUAUCUGGGGCUGCUGUUUACACAGACAGGGGAAUUAGGUUUUAAUCAUUCCUGUUUUGCCUUUAAUAUAUAUGUAGUCUGUAUACCUUUUCCUUAUUUGUGAUACUGUUUUAUAUAUCAGUAUAUGGAUUUAAAUCUUACACUGAAAUUGCCUGUCAAGAUAAACUGUGUAUCUUUUGCCUCCUGGCUUUGAUAAAAUGCCAGUGUAAAUUAAUGUGUUUGAGAGUGUCAAAAACUGGGUAAAUAGAGCGGUGAUGAUGUGUACAGUUUUGAUGUGAACGGAUAAUUCGUAAAACGUUUAAGGAUUUUGAAAGCAUGUUUUCUUUCAAGCUUUGAUUGGAUUUGUUUAGAUUCAUUCAUGGGUAAAACUGCCUCAAAUAAAAAUGUCAAAGAGUGAUCAGAAGGCUCAAAGCACUGUGAAUUUAUUAUCUCUAUGAUGUUUUACAGCUUUAAUAAUUAAAAAGAACCCUUUUUAAUUUUCCUGAACAGUGCCUGAAAGUGUAUUAUCCAGUGUCUAGACAGGCCUUCUUUCCAAAGGCGAGUACAGUAGGUUUGAUGUUAGUGGAUAGAUGGUUUACAGAGAGGGAGACAGAAAACUGGGCCAAAGGUGGAACAGAUGACCUCUUAUCUCAUGACUCAGACUUCUUACUCAAUAAUCGACAUGUUGACAUAUUUACCCAUGGAAGACAGGCUAUAGCUUGUGUCCACAGCACUCAACGUGUCUGGCUUGUCAGUGCAGACCACACAGUGAUGAGAUGAAAGGGCUCUUAUCCUCGAUGCCACUUAGGUGCAAAAUUCAUCUAACAUUUAAGGUAUGACUUGUUCAGGUUGACAUUUUCUCUGGUCAGCUAGGCUUAACUUCAAGGGAGGG
Morone saxatilis (striped sea-bass) is the source of this 2362-nucleotide messenger RNA. RefSeq names its product cAMP responsive element binding protein 3-like 3a (gene creb3l3a). The transcript has 10 exons. Gene Ontology annotation, biological process: regulation of transcription by RNA polymerase II. NCBI's taxonomy places the organism in Eukaryota, Metazoa, Chordata, Actinopteri, Moronidae. The record is from RefSeq and is a predicted model, not a curated record. Gene Ontology annotation, molecular function: RNA polymerase II cis-regulatory region sequence-specific DNA binding; DNA-binding transcription factor activity, RNA polymerase II-specific. Gene Ontology annotation, cellular component: nucleus. The coding region runs from base 116 to 1423 and encodes 435 amino acids.